Molecule: messenger RNA, 764 nt
Organism: Populus nigra (black poplar)
Lineage: Eukaryota; Viridiplantae; Streptophyta; Magnoliopsida; Malpighiales; Salicaceae
Exons: 5
Coding region: 394-672 (92 amino acids)
Source: RefSeq, a predicted model, not a curated record
AUAAGAUACAUAAAUACAAGCAGUUGUCCACAAGUUUUAAACCUUAUUUCCACCCACCGCCUCUCCUCCUCCUCCUCCUCCUCGCACUGGAGUCUUGUUAGUUAGCUUUUCUUUUCCUAGUUCGCUUCCAAUAUCUCGUUACAUGCGUAUCUAUUAUCCACCCCUUUCUCGUUUACUUUUUCAAAUCUGGGGGGUUAAUUUUUUCUCUUACUUAUCAUCAUAUAUCUAUCUUCCCUUACCCAUGUUGUAGUUGUAUAUUCUUAUCCCACCUUCUCACUCCAAGCCAAUCCGAUUCUCUCUCUCUCUAUCGGCCCUUUUUUCUUUCUUUAACGUUCCUCUGCUUUCUUUCUCGCAUCUCUACCUUUUCUCUGCUGCAAGCAGGGGAGAAGAGAGAUGGCAGACUGCAACAGCAGCGAAAACUUCUAUGGCUCUCAAGACAUUGAGGCAGCAUCCACGACCAAGAAAUAUGGAGGGCUGGCACCCAAAAAGAAGCCCUUGAUUUCAAAGGACCAUGAACGCGCCUUCUUUGAUUCAGCAGACUGGGCAUUAUGCAAGCAAGGAGCUGGAGUGAAUCAAAAGUCAACAGUGGCCAUAGAAACUUUGCGCCCGAAACUACAGGUAAUAAUAUCCUACCCCCCCAUCUCCUUCCUCAAGAGGGAAAAAAAAGCAUAGCGGUAAGGGAAAAAAACAAAGAGAAUGUUGUUUAUACGGGAUGCUCCCGUGAUUAAAAUUUGAAAUUUUCAUUAAUAAGUUUCAUGUUCAAA